AUGAUGAUAGUCGCGGGCUGUCGUGAUGUCGGUGCACUUGUACGCUUUGCUAGCUGUCAUGUGCGUUUCAUCAGGCUUUCUUGUUUGAAAGAUUUUUUAAUUACUGGAAAGAGCGCAAUAAUUUGUUUCCAAGCACACUCUACUGGUAACGUGCAUCUAGUUGCCGAGUUUUAUCAACGUCUAAAUACCCUUCAGCAGCCUUUUAUGAGUUAUGUGCAGCCCUUCGUAUUAGUUGGCCUAUCACUCCAGACUCAAGAUUUCACCUAUUAUGUUAUAAUCGCUAUUGAAAGAAUACUAGAGAUAUUGCAUGGCGAGGUGGGAUUGAGGAUCUGUAAGGUGGUUUUGUGGGGUCAGUCAAUGAGCAAAGGAUUUUCGCAAGUGGAAACUCUUCAACAACGAGUCAAGAUGAUUGCUUUGAUGCGAAAAAAGAAUUCAAGGGGAAAACUCCACUACAAUGUCUCAAGAGAACUUAACUUCACGAAAUCAAACGACAAGCUUCGAUCAUCAAGAACAGCACUGUCUUCAGCAGAUAUUGCCAAUGAUUACACUCUCAGGAUACCUGGAGAAGCCUUUGCAUUUUCUCAGGGCCAAAACAAAGUUGCAGUUGCAGUCAUGCAGAAGCAUCUGGUUUUACCGGUGACUUCUCUCAGUUAG
This is a messenger RNA of Fraxinus pennsylvanica, 654 nucleotides long. The record is from the annotation of a GenBank genome assembly. NCBI's taxonomy places the organism in Eukaryota, Viridiplantae, Streptophyta, Magnoliopsida, Lamiales, Oleaceae.